Messenger RNA from Amaranthus tricolor (Joseph's coat), 2059 nucleotides. RefSeq lists its product as uncharacterized. The transcript has 13 exons. The record is from RefSeq and is a predicted model, not a curated record. The coding region runs from base 1 to 1971 and encodes 656 amino acids. NCBI's taxonomy places the organism in Eukaryota, Viridiplantae, Streptophyta, Magnoliopsida, Caryophyllales, Amaranthaceae.
AUGCCUUGCUCUAGAUCUCUUGUUUUAUGCGGAUCCGUGGCAGAGACUGUAGCUUAUGACUUGGUUUUAGAAGUUGCUUUGAAAGUUCAACAUUUUCAGCAAAGACAUUUACUGCUGCAUGGUGAAUGGAAAUGGUUAUUGGAAGAAUUUGCAAUCUAUUAUGGGGUUUCUGACUCAUACACGAAACUAAGAUACCUUUCUUAUGUCAUGGAUGUUGCCACUCCUACAGCCGAUUGUCCGACUCUUGUGCAUGAUUUGCUUUAUCCUGUGGUUAUGAAGGGCCGCACAAAAAGCACACUAAGUCAUCAAGAGAAUCGCAUCUUAGGAGAAGUAGAAGACCAAAUUGAGCAGAUACUUGCUCUGGCAUUUGAGAAUUACAAAGCCUUAGAUGAAUCACUGGCUUCUGGAAUCCUCGACGUCUUUCAGCCUGCAAAGGGGUGUGCUGCGCCUGCUUUGCAACCUGCAGUUAAACUCUACACGCUACUUCACGAUAUCCUGUCUCCUGAGGCGCAAACCAAACUAUGCAAACACUUCCAGGUUGCUGCGAAGAAGAGAUCUAAGAGGCAUUUAGCUGACACAGAUAAGUAUGUUAAUAACACCGGUGAAGGAAACUUGCUGGAUCAUGUCACUAUGUCCACAGCCUACCAGAAAAUGAGAACCCUUUGCUUGAACAUCAGUAAUGAAGUUUCCACAGAUAUUGAAAUCUACAAUCAGAAUAUACUUCCCAGCUUUGUUGAUCUCCCAAAUCUAUCUUCGUCAAUAUAUAGUGUAGAACUCUGCAACCGGAUACGCGAGUUCCUGAUUGCAUGCCCUCCAUCUGGUCCUUCACAGCAUGUGGCUGAACUUGUAACAGCGACUGCUGAUUUCCAAAGAGAUCUUGUCAGCUGGAACAUCAAUCCCAUAAAAGGUGGAGUUGAUGCAAAAGAAUUGUUCCACUUGUAUAUUGUUGUUUGGAUUCAAGAUAGGCGCCUGGCUUUGCUGGAGACCUGCAAACUUGACAAGGUCAAAUGGUCUGGGGUGCGUACGGAACAUUCUACUACCCCUUUUGUCGAUGAAAUGUAUGAUAGGCUGAAAGAAACAUUAAAUGAUUAUGAGGUCAUCAUUAGCCGCUGGCCAGAAUAUAGCUUUGCCUUGGAAAAUGCUUUCGCUGAUGUAGAGAAGCCCAUAGUGGAAGCUCUAGACCGACAAUAUUCUGAUGUCUUGGCUCCUUUAAAGGAAAAUUUGGCUCCAAAGAAGUUCGGUUUCAAGUAUGUACAGAAACUUACCAAGAGAACCGUGUGCCCCUAUGCUGUUCCAGACGAGGUUGGGAUCCUUCUAAAUUCAUUGAAAAGGAUGCUCGACAUUCUUGGGCCCAAAAUAGAAACUCAAUUCAAGUCAUGGGGAUCCUGCAUACCUAAUGCUAGGAACCAGGUUCCAGGAGAGUGUUUAAGCGAGGUUACCGUCAUGUUAAGAGCCAAGUUCAAAAACUAUUUACAAGCCAUUGUUGAGAAGCUUGUUGAAAAUACGAGGCUACAAAAUGCUACAAAAAUGAAGAAAAUUCUUCAAGAUUCCAAGGAAAGCGUUGGAGAAUCCAAUGUUAGAAAUAGAAUGCAGCCACUUAAAGAACAGCUGACAAGCACGAUGAAUCAUUUGCAUGCUAUCUUUGAGUCUCAUGUCUUCAUUGCUAUUUGCCGGGGCUACUGGGACCGAAUCGGACAGGAUGUGCUCAAAUUCUUGGAAAACCGAAAAGAAAAUAAAGCAUGGUACAAGGGUUCGACAAUUGCUGUUUCCGUGCUCGAUGAUACGUUUGCAUCACAGAUGCAGCAGCUGUUAGGUAAUGCUUUACAAGAGAAGGAUAUUGAGCCACCUCGAUCAAUGAUGGAAGUCCGGUCAAUGCUCUGUAAAGAUGCCCAGAUUCACAAGAACACACACGUUUUAUUACUGAAAAAUGAUAAUUGUAAAUACGUUGUGAUUGUAGUGACAAUUUUGUGAAUGAGGCAGGUAAAUGUAGUACAUAAUGAAAUUAGCACAUUCUUAAGAAAACAACAUCAUUCAUAUAACAUUCUUUUUGUUCAUAAAA